AUUUCCGCUGUCGCUCCAGCUGGCGGGUGAAACCGUCUCGGUGAGUGAAGGGGUUCGAAACCGAAGGCAAGAGUGGGGUGGGGGGCCCGGUCCGUUUUUCCCUCCUCUUCCUCCCUUUCUCUCCGUGGACGCCUCCUGUCCCCGUCCCGGUCCCUAUCCGUGGAAGUCUCUCCCGCUCUCUUGUCUCUGUCCGUGUUUUUCCUUGGACAAUUAUCAACCUGCCCUUCCCUGGAUCUCAGUUUUCCCUCUGUUCAAAAGCCUGUUCCUUAAGGUGCUGUGCUACUGACAUUCGGGGCUUUACGUUUACGGCUCUUUCUGUGGCAGGGUCUUUCUUGGUGACUGCUCCCCACUUCUCUCCAGCACUGCCCUGCCCACAGCCCAGGUCUCUGGUCUCUCUCCCUCUCUUUCAGAGGUCUUCGUGCUAGAAGAAGAGCAGCAUUCCUCGGGGCCCGCCUCAGCCGUUGAGUUCCCCCCUUCCUCCUUAGUCCACCACAACCAGGUUUUGAAUAUCUGCCCCAGGGUUGGACAGGAGAGGCCAGCCUCCUUCCACCUGCUCCUCCCCUACCCAUGACUUGGGAGGAUUCUGGGCAGCCUAGACUUCGGACGUGAUUGGCCCAGGCUGAGGGCCGAUGUUCUGGGAACCAUUCACAGCUGUCCAUGGUCCCUGCAAGGCUGUGCCUUGAGCUUUCCAGGAGGGAAGCCGGUGGGAAACUGUAGUACACAUGGAGAAAAUGGCCCGGGUUACCACGGCCCUAGGGGGCAAUACCCUCACCGGCCGUACCAUGUACUGUCACUUGGAUGCCCCAGCCAAUGCCAUAAGUGUGUGCCGGGAUGCUGCUCAGGUGGUAGUGGCAGGCCGAAAUAUAUUCAAGAUAUAUGCCAUUGAGGAAGAGCAGUUUGUGGAGAAACUGAACCUACGUGUGGGCCGCAAACCAUCCCUUAAUUUCAGUUGUGCUGAUGUGGUCUGGCACCAAAUGGAUGAGAACCUGCUAGCUACAGCAGCCACCAAUGGUGUGGUGGUAACCUGGAAUUUGGGCAAGCCUUCCCGCAACAAGCAAGAUCAGCUGUUCACCGAGCACAAGCGGACUGUCAACAAGGUGUGCUUCCACCCUACCGAGGCCUACAUGCUACUCAGUGGCUCUCAGGAUGGCUACAUGAAGUGCUUUGACCUCCGCAAGAAGGACUCGGUCAGCACUUUCUCUGGUCAAUCAGAGAGUGUACGGGAUGUCCAGUUCAGUAUCCGUGACUACUUUACCUUUGCUGCCACCUUUGAGAAUGGCAAUGUGCAGCUCUGGGACAUCCGGAGGCCAGACCGAUACGAAAGGAUGUUCACUGCUCACAAUGGCCCUGUCUUCUGCUGUGACUGGCAUCCUGAAGAUAGGGGCUGGUUGGCUACAGGAGGACGUGACAAGAUGGUAAAAGUAUGGGACAUGAAUACAAACAGGGCCAAAGAAAUCUACUGUGUGCAGAGCAUUGCUUCAGUAGCUCGUGUCAAGUGGAGACCAGAAUGCAAACACCAUCUGGCUACUUGUUCAAUGAUGGUAGACCACAAUAUCUAUGUGUGGGAUGUGAGACGGCCCUAUAUUCCCUCUGCCAUGUUUGAGGAGCAUCGAGAUGUCACAACUGGCAUUGUGUGGCGCCACCUGCAUGACCCCUACUUCCUGUUGUCAGGCUCCAAGGACAGCACCCUCUAUCAGCACAUCUUCAAAGAUGCAAGCCAGCCCAUCGAGAGGGCUAAUCCUGAAGGCCUGUGCUAUGGACUCUUUGGAGACCUGGCAUUUGCAGCCAAGGAGAGCUUGGUGACAUCUGACUCAAACCGCAAGCCCUACCCAGGUGACCGACGCCACCCCAUCUUCUUCAAGCGCAAACUGGAUCCCACAGAGCAGUUCGAGUCAGUGUCAUCCAGUGCCCUAAGUGUCUUUGAGACAGAGCCAGAUAGCAGCAGCAUGGGCUGGUUUGUGGACACAGCCCGGCGCUAUGCUCUAGCUGGCAGGUCCUUGGCUGAGCUCUGUGAUCACAAUGCCAAGGUUGCCAAAGAGCUGAGCCGAAACCAGGUGGCUCAAACGUGGACGAUGCUGAGAAUUAUUUACUGCAGUCCUGGCACCGUGCCUUCUGCCAACCUGAACCACAGCAUUGGGAAGGGCAGCGCCAGCCUUCCACUUAUGAAUAGCUUCAACCUGAAGGACAUGGCCUCUGGAAUGGGGAGUGAAGCUCGACUGGAUCGGAGCAAGGGGGAAAAUCGAAGUGAGAACAUCCUGCUGGACUCUUCUACCACCCUCAUCACAAAUGAUGAGAAUGAAGAGACAGAAGGAAGCGACGUCCCUGCUGACUACCUCCUGGGUGACGUAGAGGGGGAUGAAGAUGAGCUCUACCUGAUGGAUCACGAGAAUGCCCACACGGAGGAGCCAGAGUAUGUGCUGCCCCAGGAGGCCUUCCCUCUCCGCCAUGAGAUCGUGGACAACCCCUCCGGCCCCGACCACCUGCAAGACAAGGCGGACUCCCCCCACGUGAGUGGCAACGAGGCAGAGACCGUGUCCCUGACCCCUGUGGAGUCCUUCUCCCUCAUUUCCAUCUCGCACACGCUCUCCGAGAGCCGCCUGCCUCCUGACUUCUUCAGCACGCUGGUGCGGGACAUGCUGCGCUUCUAUGCCGAGCAGGGCGACGUCCAGAUGGCCGUGUCCGUGCUGAUCGUGCUGGGCGAGCGGAUCCGCAAGGAGAUCGACGAGCAGACUCAGGAACACUGGUACACCUCCUACAUUGACCUGCUGCAGCGAUUCAGACUCUGGAACAUAUCCAACCAGGUGAUCAAGCUGAGCACCUGCCGAGCCAUCACCUGUCUGAACCAGGCAUCCACUACGCUGCAUGUCAACUGUAGCAACUGUAAAAGGCCCAUGAGCAACAAGGGCUGGAUCUGUGACAGAUGCCGCCAGUGUGCCAGUACUUGUGCUGUGUGCCACCAUGUUGUGAAGGGUCUGUUUGUGUGGUGCCAGGGCUGCAGCCACGGUGGUCAUCUACAACAUAUCCUCAAGUGGCUGGAGAGCAGUACACAUUGUCCCGCAGGAUGUGGCCACCUCUGUGAGUACACCUGAGUCACCCCGGAGGAGCCGCUACCAGCGCCACCUGGCCGCAGGGCCUACUGGAACAGCACAAGACUGCCAAGCCAUGCCAUGGGAUGCUCCUGCCUCUCACCCCCUCCUGAAGGAAAGAUGCCUUCAUGUCAUCUGUUCCCCAGACUGAGAGUCAGGAGGCCUCCAUUCACGGCUGAAUUCUGCCAGCAUCAUGGCUUCUCUCCAGUCUGAUGUUCCUCAUUUGUAAAAAUUGCAGAGCUCUUGUAAGAAAAGCACUUUAUAAAUCUGAGCUGUUGUUACUAUAAGUGAAGGAGUUGGUAAGGGUUACGAGAGGCUGGCAACAGUACUAGUAUGGCUUUUCCUCCUUCCAAAAAAGUCCCCUCUAAGAGGGCUGGGCUGGGCUGUCUGUCAGUGACUAGAAGCCACCUCUGACAACCUUCAGAAGAGACUGGAGCUGGAAGGUGGAUGGAGUUCAGUUCAAUUCAACAAAUAUUAAAUGCCUUGAAAUUCUA
This is a messenger RNA of Monodelphis domestica (gray short-tailed opossum), 3580 nucleotides long. The record is from RefSeq and is a predicted model, not a curated record. NCBI's taxonomy places the organism in Eukaryota, Metazoa, Chordata, Mammalia, Didelphimorphia, Didelphidae.